Molecule: messenger RNA, 6122 nt
Organism: Rubroshorea leprosula
Lineage: Eukaryota; Viridiplantae; Streptophyta; Magnoliopsida; Malvales; Dipterocarpaceae
Source: the annotation of a GenBank genome assembly
CUCUUGAACCCAGAAACAAAUCCCUACUAUUAUCUAAAUAAAACAGCCCCUUUUUGCACUUUGAUUGCUGUAGAAAUCCUUGUACAAAAACUAUUGUUUUGUUGCUUUCCAAAGGACGGUUCAAUGGUUGAUCUUGCUAGUGCAAAAGCAAGAUCAACAAGGUGCUUCAUUAUAUCCUACGGGCAUUUUGGGUUACUCCUUUUUCACACCAGAUCUGGUGGGGGCAAAAUUAGCCUAAAGGAAAGUGGCAUUUGCAACACGCCUUGAAGCCAUUUGCAGAUUUUCUACCCUAUUUAUUCAACAAUCUUUAGGCUAAUUUUUCUGUUAUGCAAUUAUGGCUGCAACUUUGCGUGAGAUGGCUACUAAUUUCCAGAAGUUAGAUCGCUUUGAUGGGGGCAACUUUAUUCGAUGGCAACGCAAGAUGCACAUCUUUCUCACAACUCUCAACAUCGUUUAUGUUCUCACUGAUGCUCGACCAGAGGAAAAUGAGAAUGAAACUUUGCAAGAUACAAGGAAAAGGAAAAAGUGGGAGAAUGAUGAUUAUGUCUGCAGGUGCUGCAUCUUAAAUGUUGUGUCUUCAAUAAUUGAUAAACUUCCUCAUGCAUGGAAAGAUUUCAAGAGAACAUUAAAACACAAAAAGGAAGAUAUUUCUCUUGAAAAUCUUGCUAACUCUUUGAGACUUGAAGAGAAAUAUAGAGUAGAAAAUGAAAAGGAGCAGAAAGUGCAAGUCUCAGAUGUGCAUGUAUUGGAGGAAGGAACUUCAAGCAAGCCCAAAAAGCCUUUCAAGAAGAAGGAGUAUUCUGUCAAGCAAAAUCAGAAAUUUAAGAAGCAAAAGGGUGCAUGUUUCCAUUGUGGAAAAAUUGGACACUUCAAAAGGGAGUGUUAUUUUCUCAAGAAAAGGAAUGCACCAGCAUUAUCACAUGAAAAAUUCAUUACUGUGAUUUCUGAAAUUAAUCUCAUGAAAGAUGACACUGCUUGGUGGAUAGAUUCUGGUGCUACAAAGCAUGUUUGUAGGGACAAAAGUCUAUUCAAGACUUUAAAACCAGAACCUGAAGGAAAUGUGCUGUAUGUGGGAAAUUCUGCAACAGUACAAGUGAAAGGCAAAGGAACCGUGGACCUUGAGUUCACUUCUGGAAAAAUUCUCACUCUCACUGAUGCAUACCGGUUUAUGGUCAUUGAACCAAAUGAUUCAAUUAAUGUCAAUAUCAUAAUUGAAUCAAGAGAUGCUAUCUUUGAAGAGAGCAGAUUUAAUUCAAUUCCUAGGCCUAACGAAGCAAUUGCUGAAAGUUUAGAACAAAGAAUAGAAGACAACUUGAAAGAAAACAAGUUGGAAGAAAAUAUUGAAGUUAGAAGAAGCAAAAGAGCUAGAAAAGCAAGAACAUAUGGUCCAGAAUUUUACAUGUUUCUUAUUGAAGGAACAAGAGAAAAGACAAGAAAAGCAACUAAAUUUUGUUAUAAUAUAGAAGCUGAUCCUGUGACAUUUGAAGAAGCAAUUAAGUCACAAGAUUCAGCUUUUUGGAAGGAAGCCAUAGAUGAGGAAAUGAGUUCCAUAAUGGGGAAUAACACAUGGAUUUUAGUGGAUCUUCCACCAAGUUGCAAACCUAUAGGUUGCAAAUGGAUUUUCAAAAAGAAAUUGAAAGUUGAUGGCACAAUAGACAAAUUCAAGGCAAGAUUAGUGGCAAAAGGCUAUUCACAAAAGCAUGGUAUAGAUUAUUUUGAUACCUAUGCUUCGGUAGCAAGGAUUGCCACUAUAAGAGUAUUAAUUGCUUUGGCAUCAAUUUACACAUUGGUAAUUCACCAAAUGGAUGUUAAAACAACAUUUUUAAAUGGUGAAUUAGAUGAAGAAGUAUACAUGGAGCAACUAGAAGGGUUUGUGAUGCCUGGUCAAGAAAAGAAAGUUUGCAAGCUUAUAAAAUCCUUGUAUGGACUUAAGCAAGCCCCUAAACAAUGGCAUCAAAAAUUUGAUGAAGUGGUGCUUGCUAAUGGCUUCAAAUUAAAUGAAGCAGAUAAAUGUGUUUAUAGCAAGUUUAAAAAUGGACAAGGUGUUCUUAUAUGCCUAUAUGUAGAUGACAUGCUCAUCUUUGGUACCAACAUAGAACAAGUUGAAGAAACCAAAGGGUUCUUGUCUAGAAACUUUUCCAUGAAAGAUAUGGGUGCUGCUGACGUGAUUUUGGGGAUAAAAAUUCAUAGAGAUGGUGAUAAUUUAAUCCUUUCUCAGUCCCAUUAUAUAGAAAAAGUCUUGAAGAAAUUUAAUUUUUAUGAUUGUGCAAUUGUUUCUACACCUUUUGAUCCUAAUGUAAGGUUAACAUCUAAUGAUGGAAAGCCAAUUGCACAAUUAGAAUAUUCAAGAGUGAUUGGAUGCUUGAUGUAUGCAAUGAUUUGUACAAGACCAGAUAUAGCAUAUGCUGUUGGGAAACUUAGUAGAUACACAAGCUUUACGGAUGCUAGUUGGAUCACGAAUCAUGAGGAUCAUAAAUCCACAACUGGAUGGAUUUUCAUGCCUGGUGGGGGUGCUGUUUCUUGGGGAUCCAAGAAGCAAACUUGCAUAACAGAUUCCACCAUGGUAGCUGAGUUUAUUGCCUUAAACUUUGCAUGUAAAGAAGGUGAAUGGUUGAAAGAUUUAUUAUAUGAAAUUCCUUUAUGGCCAAAGCCAAUGUCCCCGAUCUCAAUACAUUGUGAUAAUGAGGCUACAUUAGCAAAAGCUUAUAGCCAAGACAAUUCAGUGGUUGAUCUUGCUAGUGCAAAAGCAAGAUCAACAAGGCGCUUCAUUGUAUCCUACGAGCAUUUCGGCUUGGAAAAGCUAGUAGCUGAACACCGAGGUGCUCCACCCCCACACCAUGCUGCUGAUUCUAUACCUCACCCACUGAAUACCAACAUCACACUGGAACCUUAUCUUGUUGGCUUCAAAAUACCACAACUGGAGACUUAUGGUGGGACAAAGGAUCCCGAUGAUCACCUGCAUGCUUUCUACUCUUGCAUGCAAGCUCAGAACGCCUCUGACGCGUUGAUGUGUAAAAUCUUCCCCUCUACUCUGCGAGGUAAUGCUCGAACUUGGUAUUACAGUUUACCUCCGAGGGACGGAGAGUCUCUGAAGAACUACAUGAGCAGGUUCAAUGAUGCGGUGUUGGAGGUUAGUUCCUUCGACCAAGCUGUGGGCAUUGCAGCUGUGAUCUCCGGUCUUAAACAUGAUAGGUUCAGAGACAGUUUGAUCGAACACACUGCCAUCACCUUUAGCGAGGUGAAUGAUAGGUCUUUGAAAUUUAUAACUGCUGAGGAAUACGCCCUGGCGCAAAACCCACCUCCCUCUAAGAACCAGAACCCAGAGUGGAGAUAUGACAAUCCGAGCCGGAAAAGGAUGAGGAUGGCGCAGAACCGAGGUAAACCCCCAGUUACUUGGACUUCUUUUAAUCUGCCGAGAUCACAGAUUUUCAUGCAGAUUAAGAACAAAAUGGAUUUAAGGCGUCCUGGCCCAAUGCGAACUGCUGCUGCUAGCCGAGACCAUACCAGAUAUUGUGAUUUUCAUGAAGAUCACGGCCAUACUACAGAGCAGUGCAACAGCUUAAAGUCCGAACUGGAAAGUCUAGCUCAGAAGGGAAUGCUGAAUGAGUAUGUUCAGAAAGCUGAACAACCGAGGUUUGUCAAAGAACAGAGGCCACAGCCUCAAGGAGUCCGCAAUCCCCCAAACAGGCAAGGUGUGGGAUAUCAACAAGCCCCACCUCUGCUCCCACCACCAGCUAGAAUCAUACACAUGAUUACGGAAGGCCUUGAAGCAGCCCAGAAGCGGAAGAUUGACGAUGCUGAGUGGAAGAAUCAACCCAUUACUUUCACAUAUGCUGACCUCGACACAGUUGUUACACCCCACAAUGAUUCUCUGGUCACUUUUGUCAUGAUUAACAAUUGUGAAGUACAGCGUGUCCUUGUCGACACCGGGAAUGCACUAGACAUCAUGUACUUCCACUGUUUCGAGAGUCUUGGACUGGAUCCAGCAUUGUUGCAGAAAUAUGAUGGUUCUAUCUAUGGUUUCAACAACCAGCCUGUUCCGGUAGAAGGAGUUCUUACCCUCCAUGUGGCUUUUGGCAGUGGUCGGACCUAUGUAGCCCCUCCAGUCCGGUUCCUCGUCGUCAAGAUGGCGUCCUCUUUCAACAUUGUUAUUGGCCGACCCACAUUGACUGAAAUCCGAGCUGUGGUUUCCCAAUCUCACCUCUGCAUGAAGUUCCCCACUCCUAUGGGAAUAGCAACACUGCGAGGAAACCAAGAGAUGGCCAGACAUUGUUAUAUCACCUCGGUAACACAACCUACGAAGGGCAAAGAUCAGACACCAGAGGCAUUCCUCAACGAAUUUCUGAUAAUCAGCAAUGUACUGCACGGAGCAGAGCUGAGGUAUCCUAUAGCUGAGAAAGCAGCAUUAGCAGUUGUCACUUCGGCCAGGAAGUUGAGGCCAUACUUCCAGUCACACCCAAUUAUCGUUCUCACGGAUCAACCUCUCAGGCAGAUUCUGCAGAAACCUGAGUGCUCUGGAAGAUUAAUUAAGUGGGCAGUAGAACUGGGGGAGUUUGAGAUAACGUUUCAGCAAAGAUCUGCAAUCCGAGCUCAAGCACUAGCAGAUUUCAUUGUUGAAUGCACCCCAUGUCCUUCAAUCCCUAAUCCAGAGCCCAACAACUGGACCUUAUAUGUUGACGGGGCAUCUAGUAGCAAGGGUUCAGGAGCUGGCGCUCUCUUGAUUGGUCCAGAGGGAUACCGAAGCGAACAUGCCCUGAAGUUCAAUUUUGAUGCAACAAAUAACAUGGCUAAGUAUGAAGCUCUACUACUUGGUCUACAGCUAGCAUUGGAGUUGAAAAUUAGUGCAAUUCAAGUAUACAGUGACUCCCAGUUGGUGGUGAACCAAAUCAACUCAAUCUGCGAAGUCGUUGAUCCUGUGAUGCUCUUUAAGUUCCAGAUCCGUUUUGUGGAGGUCUUAGAUGAACCAAGCUUCAUGAAGCCUCGGAUGAUGGAGAUUAGCACAAACCCUGACACGCCGAGCUGGACUGACUCAAUUAUCUCCUUUUUGCAAGAUGGGAUAGUACCUGAGGACAGGCAGGAGGCAACGAAGUUGAGGAAGAAAGCAUCUCGGUAUACACUUGUUGAUGGGGUCCUCUAUAAGAGAUCUUUCUCACUCCCUCUUCUACGGUGUUUAAACCCUUAUGAAGCCGAGUAUGCACUUCGGGAGGUACAUGAAGGUGUCUGCGGGAGCCAUGUUGGUGCUAGAACUCUGGCUCACAAAGUCUUAAGGCAAGGAUAUUACUGGCCAAACAUGUACAAAGAUGCCACUUACUUUGUUCAGAAAUGCCCAAAAUGCCCAUUCGUGAAAAGGGUUGGUGGUGUAACCCAUCUGGUUGUUGGUGUGGAUUAUUUCACAAAGUGGGUUGAAGCUCGGCCUUUAUCUAGUCUUACUUCCAAGAAGGUCGAAGACUUUGUUUUCAGCUCGAUCAUCUGCAGAUAUGGGAUCCCGAAUCAGAUUGUGGCUGAUAAUGGAACUCAAUUCAAUUGCUCCUCAUUCCAAGAUUUCUGUUCCAGUUAUGGGAUCAAGUUACAGUUCACCUCCGUUUACCAUCCAGAGUCCAAUGGCAUGGUUGAAUUUGUUAACAAAUGCAUUUUAGAAGGUGAAACACCCUAUCAUCUUGCCUUUGGUACCGAAGCAGUUAUUCCUAUUGAAAUAGGAGUCCCAAGCUUCCGGGUCACCCAUUUCAAUGAAGGACGAAAUGGACAGCUGCUUCGGGAAAACCUUGAUCUGCUUGCUGAAGUCAGAGAAGAAGCUCGGCUUCGGACUCUUGGUUUGAAACUCGUUUUGGUAAACUCGCCCCGAAUUGGGAAGGCCCUUAUACCGUGGCCGAGGUACCACAUCCUGGUGCCUAUGUCCUCCAAGACGCUGAAGGAAAGAGAGUUCCUAGAGUCUGGAAUGUCAAUAACUUGAAGAAAUUUUACCCCUAAUAAAAUUCUUUCAAGUGAUCUAUGUCUUACUGUUCUUUACACUUCUCACUUUGUGUUUGUUGAGAUUCAUUUUACCUCUUAUUCUAUGUAUCUGAGGUCAAUCAGUUCAUUCAUUCCUUGAACCUCACUUCUGUUAAUAAAUGUCACUUCACAUA